AAAACAUUGAGGUAUCCGUCUCCGAAUUUGGCCGAAUCUCAGCUACUUCACUGGUGAAACAACAAAGCCGCCAAAGGUAUUCGCGGGAAAAGCCUCAGAGACCGUCGGCGAUGGCACUCGCUGGGCCUAUUGUAGCCGGUCUGUUUCUCCUUGCGGCGCUCUACUGCGGCACAGACCCUUUCAAUCACCGUCCCAUGGCUAAAUUUCCUGGCUUCGAAGUUUACCCUGUGGAGCUGCCGCCGUGGUCGGAGCUUCCGGCGGCGAGAGACGCAGAGAACCGCCUUCAGAAAGCGGAGUUGAGGUUUGUAAACCAGGUCCAGGGGCCGGAGAGCAUCACCUUCGACCCCCUUGGCCGCGGGCCCUACACCGGCGUUGCUGACGGCCGGAUCUUGUUCUGGAACGGCGAGUCCUGGUCAGACUUCGCCUACACGUCGCAGAACAGGUCAGGGCUAUGUGACCCGAAACCAUCACUUUUUAGCUAUUUGGAAAAUGAACACAUCUGUGGGCGGCCAUUGGGUCUUCGUUUUAACAAGAAAACUGGAGACCUUUAUAUUGCUGAUGCAUAUUUUGGGUUGCUGAAGGUAGGCCCAGAAGGUGGGGUGGCUACACCGCUGACCACAGAGGCAGAAGGUGUCCCAUUUAAGUUUACCAAUGAUUUAGAUAUUGAUGAGGAUGGAAGUAUUUAUUUUACUGAUAGCAGCUUCAACUUUCAGAGGAGGUAUUGUUCUUUCAUAUCUCCUGAAUUUUGAUGAUUCAUUGUCUAG
Molecule: messenger RNA, 764 nt
Organism: Dendrobium catenatum
Lineage: Eukaryota; Viridiplantae; Streptophyta; Magnoliopsida; Asparagales; Orchidaceae
Product: protein STRICTOSIDINE SYNTHASE-LIKE 3-like
Exons: 2
Coding region: 111-749 (212 amino acids)
Source: RefSeq, a predicted model, not a curated record